Carcharodon carcharias (great white shark) is the source of this 3843-nucleotide messenger RNA. It is a transcript of the gene uck2a, whose product is annotated as uridine-cytidine kinase 2a. The record is from RefSeq and is a predicted model, not a curated record. Gene Ontology annotation, molecular function: ATP binding; kinase activity. Lineage: Eukaryota; Metazoa; Chordata; Chondrichthyes; Lamniformes; Lamnidae. The transcript is spliced from 7 exons. The coding region runs from base 272 to 1045 and encodes 257 amino acids. Gene Ontology annotation, cellular component: cytosol; cytoplasm.
AAAGUUGGCAUGCCUGGGUAGCGCUGCUGGGGGAUGGUGGUUCUGACUCAGUAGUUUGCUGCAUCUAGUCUGAUGCGACGGGUGGGGAUCGGAAAGCGUCUGCGCUGUGUCAUCAUCCAGUGUUAUAAAUUCGGGUGUUCUUCGGAAAUGCAACUGCAAGAAAUCCAGUCGAGUUAGCCCUUUUCUUUUCUCUUCUCCCUAGGAGCCACCAAGACCGGAUUCGCAGGUGGGGGAGGGAGGAAAAAAAAAUAACCAAAGAGCUGAGUGCACCAUGGCAGGAGACAGCGAUCAGACGGUGCAGAACCACAAACCCCGCAAACCCUUUGUAAUCGGGGUCGGAGGGGGCACCGCCAGCGGCAAAUCCUCAGUUUGUGCGAAAAUAGUCCAGCUACUCGGCCAAAAUGAAAUCGACCAUCAUAAGCGGCAGGUGGUUAUUGUGAGUCAAGACAGCUUUUACCGAGUGUUAACAGCUGAACAGAAAGGAAAAGCAAUGAAAGGUCAAUUUAACUUCGAUCAUCCAGAUGCUUUUGAUAAUGAAUUAAUACUGAACACCCUGAGGGAUAUCAUUGAAGGCAAAACAGUUGAGAUUCCUGUCUAUGACUUUGUUUCUCAUUCCAGAAAAGAUGAGACGGUCACUGUUUACCCGGCAGACGUGGUGCUAUUCGAAGGUAUCCUGGCCUUUUAUGUGCAGGAGAUCCGGGACAUGUUUCAGAUGAAGCUGUUUGUGGACACCGAUGCAGACACCCGGCUAUCACGCAGAGUAUUAAGAGACAUCAGCGAAAGGCAGCGGGACCUAGAACAAGUUUUAACACAGUACAUAACAUUUGUCAAGCCAGCUUUUGAAGAAUUCUGCCUCCCAACUAAAAAGUACGCAGACGUCAUCAUUCCAAGAGGAGCAGAAAAUUUGGUCGCCAUAAACCUGAUAGUGCAGCAUAUCCAAGACCUUCUCAAUGGUGGGCUGAGCAAGCGUCAGAAUGGUUAUUUGAAUGGCUACACUGUUUCAUGCAAGAGAGACACUUCGGAUUCCAACAGCAGACCACACUGACCGAAGGCCAAGCAGUAGAAACCCUCUACUGAAGUUUAGCAUUGACUUUACUAUUUACUGUUUCUGGGCAGGGGAAGCCAGCCAACGUCUUACAAUAUUUGUUCAAAAUAAAAUUACGGCUUUACUUUUUCUGGCGACAAUACAGAAUUCUUUCUGAAGCAUUUAAUUUUGCCAAGUGAGUUUUUGUCUAUUGCAUUAACUUUAAAAUAAGUGACAUCCUGCUUUUUGACAGUAAAUUCUAUUAAAUGUUUGUGCUCAAGCAUCUCUGACUAAGAAAUACAAUCCAAUAAUGGAAUACAUUUUAGUUUGGAAAUGUAAAAAUGAAGGCAAAUCUUGUCCUGUUGUGAUCGCCCUUUUGUCGAAUGUUUGCUUUGGGAAACAAAUUAAGAGCAAAGUGUUCACUGUUGCGACUAUAAUACAGAAAUCUGGGUAUUAAUGCCUGUGUAGCAAUAUUUAAGAGACAUACCGUUAUUGAACUUCACUGCACUGAAUGGUUUUACCUUCUAAACCAUGAUGUGCCAGUGGAUUGAUUUUUAAUGUAAAUUGCAGAUACUCCUAGGUAGUUUUGAGGGAGAGGGUGGCAGUGUUUGCAAUUCAGCAGUGUACCUUAAGGAGGUGGGGGUUAUUACCCCAAUAAUAUUUAUAUCUGGAGAUCUUGGCCUGAAUGCAAAAUGCAUUUGUGAUACCUGUGGGGGUGGCGAAAGGGAGAUUAAAUUCUUCAGUGGGUUAGGAAUAUACUGGGCCCAACACUUAAGUGUUACAGUAAAAUAUCACUUUUGAAAAAGAUGAUAUUAUUGAAUUGGACUUGUUUGACUAAAAGCAAUUGUUCUUUAAUACCUGCAAUUUCUAAGUCACUGAUACUUCUUUUGUUAAGCCAUCAUUCAAUUUGAAAAAGGUUAAACUAAUAAUGAGAAGAUGGAUUUACUAUGUAUUUGCAGAAUUUUUUUCAAAAGAAAGAUCACAGGAUAAUUACGAAGGAGGAAGACCAAACAAGCCAUAUUAAUUCAGUUAUCCAGAAAGAUCUUCACUCCCCACUCCACUUUUACAUUGACAACAUCCAGUUUUUUUAAAACGAAAUAAUUCUGGGAUUUUGUGCCUCCACUAACUUCCCAAAAGUCCAAUCUCUUACACUCAGUCACUCACUCUUUCCUGAUAGAGGUCUUAAAAUUUGCCUUUUUAAUAGUUAGAACCUUCAUUCCCUCUUGUCCAUUUAAAAAAAAAGUCAAUUUAAUAAUAAGGUUUACCUUCUCCUUAUUCCUUUAACUAUUUUGUUGCCUUGACUUGAUCACCUCCAGUUUUCAGUAGAUUAACUCUAUGGUCUGAAUCUUUUCACUGGAACUGGAAAAUGAGUGGAAUCUCUUAAUGCAAUCAAACAAAGGAGGUAACAAAUUCUGUCUUUGUUUUCCCCCAAUUGACACCUCCCACCCACCCCUACCCAUUGAAUUUCCAUUACACUCACAACUACUUUCAAUUCCUAUCUGUGGUGAAAGGUUGCACCCAACCACAAUCAUUUUUUUGCCUUUUACAAAUUCUAAGCAACUUUUCUGCAUAUUUCCAGCAUUUUGGGUCCAGAUUUGAAAUUUUAUUACUUGUACAGUUCUUUUUUUACACACAAUGUCCUGUGCUCAAAAUCAACUGACUGAUUGAUUCUGCUCCAGAAUCAACCCACAUGUUAAAAUGCAUUGAUGACAGUUUUUUUUAAAGAAGUUCAGGAUAAACCAACACUAACUUUUUUGUUUGAGUUUCCGUUUCAAUGCUAAGACAUAUAUUGGGCCUCUUUAGUGUCAACUUUCCAUGUUUUCUUUGGAACAUCGAGUGCAGGAAUUUAGGAGUUAACAUUAAAUACCAGUAGUGCCAAGCCAUAAAGAGUAUUUUCCGAGUUAUUGAUUUGAAAAGCAAAUGGCAGCUCUGAGUGUAGUAGAUGCAACUAAAGUUGCCUAAAGUAAGGCCUACAUGUGGAAGGAUUAUAAAUGUCAGAAUACUUUCUCUUUACAGGGAAUAUAUAGUGAUAUGGGUUAAUAUCAUUCAUGUAUUGGAUCAUUUGUGUUUCUCUAACCCUCUGCUCCUAGGAAUCGAUAUAAACAUCACUGUUCUUACUAAAAUUGUGAUCAGUUAAUCCUUAACCAGUUUCCUUAUUAAUAGUUGUGUAUGUCAACGUUUUUGUUUGAAAAGGUGGAAAGAUUAAAUGCUUGCUAACUCUACUAUUUGAAGCUUUGCGUAGAUUGCCUGGUCCCACUCUAAAAUACUCAAAAUAAAAACAAAAAAUGCUGAAAUACCCAUAAGGGUCAUUGAUGUGAAAUGGUAACUCUGUUUCUCCCCACAGAUGUUGCCUGAGUAUUUCCAGCAUUUUCUGUUUCUGUGUCUGAUUUCCAGCAUCUACAGUAUUUUGCCUUUGCCUAAAAUACUUGAAUUUGGCUUUGCUAGCGGAAAGACCAAACGCCUACAAGCUUAUGUUUCGGCCAACUUCUGAACUGUUACAUAUUUUCAGGGUUUUACUGGCUACUACAGAAUGGGGAGUUAAACUUGAAGUAGAAGUAUAAAUCAUUGUUCUACUGUUCCGUUUGACCAAAGUGGUCCUUUCUUGUUUUGUCAUGGUGCAGGUAACCUUUUUUUGUUGUUGGUGAAAGACUUGAUUUGAAUUUAUUUUCUUAAAUUUUGUUUUCACUACUUCCCUUUUUAUUCCCACCACCUCCAGUGCUUUGUAAUAUAUUGUAUGUUAGUCCACUACCGUAGAAAGUUGGGGAAUAAAGGGACUCUUGACGUGGUGUACCUGAAUAAAAUAAGAAUUUUCUAUGGAA